Molecule: messenger RNA, 726 nt
Organism: Penaeus monodon (black tiger shrimp)
Lineage: Eukaryota; Metazoa; Arthropoda; Malacostraca; Decapoda; Penaeidae
Product: SPARC-related modular calcium-binding protein 1-like
Biological process (GO): extracellular matrix organization
Cellular component (GO): basement membrane
Molecular function (GO): calcium ion binding; heparin binding; extracellular matrix binding
Source: RefSeq, a predicted model, not a curated record
AUGCUAAACCAGGUUUCCUUUGGUGCAGUUAAGCAAUAUAGGAGCCCCACCCCUUCGUGCGAGCGGGACCGCGAGACGCUGCUCCGAGUGGCGGAGAACGACGGCAACAAGAACUUCUUCAUCCCCGAGUGCGCCGCCAACGGGAAGUACCAGCCUAUCCAGUGCCACCGGGCGUCGCAGGAGUUUAACGUCACGGAAUACUGCUUCUGCGUGGACACGGAGACGGGAAACAGCCUGGACGGCACGGGUGUCACCAAUGGCACUCCCGACUGCUCUCGGCCCUUCCCCCACGUCCGCGAAUGGCCGGGUUGUCUAGGGAAAACCAAAGUCAAAUUCUUAAAGGACCUUCAGGAAUACUUGAUGAGUAAGGCAGAUAGUGUGGACAGAAAUGCAGGUGUCGACCUUACCACACAAUCUAGGGAGGAGUAUGCCGCCGUCUAUCAUUUUAGAAACUUUGACAUGAAUGGUGAUAAAGUUCUCGAGAGGAAGGAGAAAAAAGCUGCUAAACGAUUCUUAACAAGUGUCCCAAAGCUAAAAAGAUGUGGCAGAAGAAUCACCAGAUACUGCGAUGUGGACAAAAACCGGAAAAUCUCCUUAGAAGAGUGGGUAGCAUGCAUUGUGGUCCCGAAAAACACUGGUAGCAGCAGUGGUGGUGGUGUUCAUAAUGAGGCAAGAAGAAGAAUUGAGGACAACCCAAUUCUUACACACCUCAGAGCAGAGGACAAG